Molecule: messenger RNA, 1374 nt
Organism: Benincasa hispida (wax gourd)
Lineage: Eukaryota; Viridiplantae; Streptophyta; Magnoliopsida; Cucurbitales; Cucurbitaceae
Product: R3H domain protein
Molecular function (GO): nucleic acid binding
Source: RefSeq, a predicted model, not a curated record
AAUCAGUCUCGGUGGCGGUGUGCGGCGGAGAAAGACGUCGUCUCUCAAUCCCAUCUGAAACAGAAUAUUCUUCCCAAUCUAAUCCUUCUCUCUGUUCCUCUUUGCAAUUUCCAAGGUCCUGUUUCUUCCUUCUUUCCCAAGCCUUGGAUUCGAUUUUGCCCUACUUUUUCCGAUCACCAUCUCCCUCAUCUUCACCUUUCGCCGAUUCUCCCCUUUCCAUCAGCUCAACCACCUCAAAUCACCCUCCGAUCAAGAUUUCCAAUCCCAUCCAUCCACAGGGAAAAACCACGACUUCGGAUUCUCUGUUUUCCUCUCCAAUCAUGGCGUCCACUGAUGUUCUUAAACGAGAAGCGAAUCGCUUCACCUUUUCCCCUCUUAACGAUCCACUCAAUGGUGAUACGGAUUCUCGGAGUAUGUCAAUCGAGAAGAAGAUAGAAUUUUUGGAGAGCUUGACUGGGAAGGUUACCAAUAGGAAGUCUCGCAGAUGGUUAAAUGAUCGUCUUUUGAUGGAGCUUGUUCCUCGUUUAAAUGCUGAAGAAAUUAGAGGCUUGUUUGCUCCACCACCUUGGGGUGAUGAUGUACGGCCCACAACAUUCUCCAUGACUAAUGCAGGAGACUGGGACAAGUUCAGGAGUAUUGACAUGGAUAAAGAGGCUAAGAUCAUUGGAGUCUUCGAGAACUCAUCCGCUAAGAGAAAGGGUCAUAUUGAUGCAGACAAAAUGGCUUUCUUGAAUGCCUGGCACAGAAUUGAGUGUCGAACGAGAGAGGCACUUCGCCGUAGCUUUCUUCCGGAGCUUAUUGAAGGUUUUGAGGAGUGCAUAAGAUCAUUCAUUUCAGAAACUGGUAAAGAUGUCUUAAUGUUGCGGGUUCAAGAUCCGUUUCACAGAUUAUUGCUACAUGGAGUUUGUGAGUUCUACAAUUUGGAUUCUGUGACUGUUCCCGAGUCGAAGAACGGUGGCUCUAUAAAGAUGACUCGGAUAACAAGGAAGAAGAAGGCCAUGGUUGAGGUCCCAAAUAUAACUCUGACCCAUUUCCUUAAAAUGUCCAAAGAAGGAACAUGGUAACUUCAAUUCAUUAGAUGAAGAAACUUGAUAGGACUAUAUUUCAUUAAUGUUCGUUACAAUAAUAUCAAGGAUUCAAUAUAGGGUAAAAUAUCUAGUGUGUAGGUACUGUACAGUUGCUCAAAUCCGGCUGCUGGACUGAUGUACUGUAAAUUGUUAUCUCGUUUCCUCCCUUUAGAACCAACUGUACCAUUUGUAUCAUUUGAACAAGGAAAUGCCCUGUUUACAUUAUUCAACAAAUGUCUUCCUUUUCUAAGUUUGAUUGGAUUUCAACCGUGUAUUAUCGUGUUGAUCAAUAAGUCUCUUCUCGAUC